This is a messenger RNA of Lepisosteus oculatus (spotted gar), 8012 nucleotides long. Lineage: Eukaryota; Metazoa; Chordata; Actinopteri; Semionotiformes; Lepisosteidae. The record is from RefSeq and is a predicted model, not a curated record.
CUCAGAAACCUCCCAGAUCCUACUGUGAAAACAGGACAGCAGUUUCAGUCAGAGCCCCCUCGAGUGCAGGUGGUCCUCACUACAUCAAGGGCUGCGUGAGCCACUCUGGACUGUGAUGAGCACUUCAGUUCCCAGCUCACCCCAACCCCCCCCCCAUCCCCGUCACGCAUUUGUCAGCACCCAUUGUCAGUCUCUCCCUGGCUCUUCUCACCUUUCUGGGUCCUGUCGGCCAGCUGCUGAUAUGAAUGGGAGCACAAUUCCAUGGCCUGUGUAGAGAAACUGAAUAAUUCACAGCUGACCCGUGUGUGUGACAGCCAGCCUCCUUGUGCGCUCUGACUGUCAGCCUCCCUCAGGGGGUCCCGGUCAUGACUGCCCAGCAGCUGAGCACACAGGAAUUGUUGCAUCUGGGAACCCCACAAUUGUAGCAGAUGAACAAGGACGUCAUUGCACUCUGAUCCCUAGAGAGAGAGGCCAUGGCUCCUUCCCAGCCAGCCAGGAAAAGCAGUGGGAAAAGAAAAGGACACGGAGCUUCCCACUCUGAGUCCAGGAGUGCAGAUAAGAAAGCAGAGACUGGGAAAAGAGAUAAGGUGGAAGAACCUAGACCUUUGAAUGAGCACAAAUCCAAGAGUCACGUGGGAAAAUCCUCCAGAGACGAAUCUACAAAAGAAGAGAUGCGUGACACACAGAAAAAGAGAUUCAAGGAAUUGCCUGCUCACAGCUCUAAGCCCGAGAAGAGUGAACCCACCAAAUCAAAGCCAACAGAAUUGAAAAAGGACUGUAAAGCAGCAGCAGAUAAAAGCAGAAAAGAGCUAGAGAAGACAAAAGGAAGUAAGGGUGGGAAGAAAGAGCCGAGCUGUGAGAGGCAAGUAGAGAGACGGAUACAAAGUAAUAAAGAACUAAUACAAAAACAAAAGUCACCAGAGGAGAAACCUAAAGUAGCUGGGAAGCAAGAUAUUAGAAAAGAGAACACAAAUGCUGUGGAGAUCACAGACAGGCUGACAAAGGGAAACCCAGAGAAGGCAGUGAAGCUAAAAGGUAGUGGUUUAAAAUCCCAAGCCAAGGAAGCGGCCAAGAAUGUGGUCAACCUGAAGGAAGAGCUUUGCAAGGUCCCAAAAGGAGGGGAGACCCAGGAGAUAGAGGAAGAAUCAGAGGAAGGCAGCAGCACAGAGACUGAGGAAGAGGAGGAGGACAGUGUAAUGGAGAGUUCAGAGGAGGACAGGGAAGAGUCCAAGCAGAGUGAUCAGGAGGACAGUGAUACUAAGUCUGAUGGCAGUGAGGAUUCUGAAGGGACGGAAGAGAGCAAAGCCAGUAAAACCAGUGAAAGUGAUGAGAGCACAGAAACAGACAGUGAGGAGGAGGAGGAUGAAGAGGAGCAAAAGCUGAGGAAAGAGCCAAAGACAAUAGAAGGGGAACCGAUAGAAGAACCCAGCAGCGAGGAAGCUGAAAGCAGUGAGGAGGAGGAAACAUCAGAGUCACCUCAGAAAGAAACCAACUCUGGGGAAGAUAUGAAAUCAGAUAGCAAGGAAAUACAGGAUGAUAAUAUCGAAGAACCUCCAAAGGCAAGCAAAAGCACUCCCUUGGCCAGAAAGGACAUGCCACUCAAGUUAACAACGAAACUACUAGGUGGAGUCAAGGUGAAGUCCAAGCCAAUGCAAAAUAAAGAAUCAUCUCCCGUUGAGAAAGAGACACCACCAGUACAGACCACCAAGGUGAAAGGGAUUGCUCUUAGGCAGAAGGGUCAAGUAAAAAGUAAAUCUCCGAUACUUCAGGUGGCUACAGUGGCAAAGAUCUCCAAAGGGAAACCAGAUGUAGGGGGAAAAAAGAAUGAGGAGCUGGAAGUUCCUUCCCCAAAAUCCCCACAAGGUCUUAUGCUGAGACAGUCUCAUAUGAUCUUGACACUGAGGACCAAGAAACGAGAGGCUAAAGCCAGACUCACAUCCACACAGCAACAGAAUUCAAAGCAAGAAGUCAAUCAAGAUGUUUUGGAUGCAGGUUCUGUAAAGUCUUGCAGUAAAUCUGUUGUAGAAGAGCAAGUGCAAACAGGUGACCAAAGAACCAGUAAAGGAGACACUGAAGAGAAACAGGGCACUGGUCAUCCUCAGAAUUUUGGACUGAUGCUUGGAAGGGUAAAGAUUGCCUCUGUUCGGUACCAGGCUAGGAGGAAGCGUGACAAGGCAGCAGAGAUUACUGAGGUGCCUCCAGAGUCAGUUGCUGGCUCAACUGGCAAUCUUAUCACCAAGAGGAAAGGGAUGACUACAUUGCGCCGUGUAUCUGGCUGGAUUCAUCGAAAGAUCCCCAAGAGUUUCAAUCUGAGAGCUAAGCUGGCUUCAGUGAGCCGGGCAAUUGGUAUCUCAGGCUGGCUGUCUGCCAGGGCAAAGAAGAAGAACUGCAGCAGCAGCAAGCAGAGUCGGUUCCGUAGGAGGGUGGCAAUCCGUCUUGCUAGCACUGCCAGUUUGGCAGGCAAAAGAAUCCACAUCCAGGGUCCCAAAUCUGAGCCAGGGCCAGAGGAGGUGGAAUCCACAGGGAAGACAGGCUCUCAAAGGAGAGAAGAUCUCACAGGAGACUGUGAAGACUCUUCUGAUUCCCCUGCAGAUGAUCCAAAUUCCCCACCACCACCUUCUGAGAGCCUGAGUGAGCCAGAGGAGAAGGCCAGUCCUGGCGAUGCAAAGUAUGCCAUUGUCUUCCCAAGGGUCCACAAGAUUAUCAAGUCCAAAGGUGCAUCACCCACCGCCAGUACCAUCGAGGAGCCCCUUCGAACCCCUCCUAAGCCUGGGGCCCGUUUGGUGCUCCCAGUACAGCCAGACCUCACACUGUUGAAAUCCUGUAAGAAGAGUUUCAAGACAGGGGAUCCCACAAGGCAGAGCAAUGUGGAAAAUAUAGGGGAGAGGGAGCAAGUCAGGGAGAGGAAUACAGGGUUAAGAGGGAGAAAAGUGGAAACCAAAGAUGCUUAUAUGAGCAAAGAAGAAAGAAGACCUUCUCAGUUUAAAGUGGCAAAGCUGAUGUCUUCUAAGCCAAGCAGUGGAGGAGAAUUUAAGCUACGCCAAAGGGGAACUGAGGGCAACCGAGAAAAGAUGGCAGGAUUUUGUGACAACGAAGAUGCAGAAAAAGAGGUCCUUCUUUCUUCUUAUUAUGAGGAAGAGGCCGAUCAAGAAGUGGCCCAGUUGAUGGGUGAAGUGAUAUAUCAGUCCUCUAUGGAGGUGCACUGGGCCCAGAGCCGUUCACUACGGUGCAACCCCGAGGACUGGCUGCGUGCUGAGACAUUGCUGCCUCACCCCACGGUGGAGAACCUCAGCAAGUGGGCCAUGUACAAGGACGCUGAGCCUCCUCAGCCCCCAGCCUCAGGAAGCACCUGGGAGUCAGAAGAUGCAGCCGAAAACCUCCUUGAAAGCCGGCUCUCCAGUACCCAGGUUCCAGUCCCAGGGAGUGCCCACUCUGUGGAAGUGGAUGCAGUCGAGGAUCUGUCCCAGUUGGAGGAGGUAUGUGAGAGCUCAGUGCUUCUCAAUCUGAAGAAGAGGUUUCAUCGAGACACCAUUUACACCUACAUUGGGAACAUGCUGCUGUCUGUGAAUCCAUUCAAACCACUGAGGAUUUACACAGAGGAGAUUAGCCAGCAGUACCAGGGCAAGGAGCUGCAGGGCAACCCCCCGCAUGUCUUUGCCAUUGCUGAUGCUGCCUACUGUCAUUCCCAGAGCUCUGCACAGGAGCAGUGUGUUGUCAUCAGUGGUCAGAGUGGUUCAGGGAAGACGGAGGCAGCCAAACUGAUUGUCCAGUACCUGAGCACUGUGUACCAGGGCAAUGUGGAGGGCCUGCGACAGCCCACAGAAGUUCUGCCAAUCUUGGAGAGCUUCGGGAACGCCAAGACCAUCCUGAACAACAAUUCCAGCCGCUUCGGGAAAUAUCUGCACAUCCACAUUCGACAUGGGCUGGUGGUUGGGACCUCGCUGUCACAGUAUCUCCUCGAGAAAUCUCGUGUUGUAUUCCAGGCCAGUAGAGAGAGGAACUAUCACGUGUUUUAUGAGAUGCUGGCCGGAUUGAGUGAGCAGCAGAAGCAGGAGCUCUACUUGCAGGGCGCUGAGACCUACUACUACCUCAACCAGGGGGGGGCUUGUGAGCUGGAAGAGAAGUGGGACGACCAAGACUUCCUACUUCUGCUCAGAUGCUUGGAGAAAAUUGGCCUUAGUGAAGAUCAACUGACUAUCACCUGGGCCAUCCUGUCCUCCAUUCUGCAGCUGGGCAACAUCUGCUUUAGCUCUUAUGAGAGCGACUCGUAUGAGCUGGCGGUGAUCUUUAAUGAUGCAGAGACGCGGAUUGUCAGCAGCCUGCUUCAGAUCUCGGCGGACGCCCUGCAGAACGCCAUCACUCACCGCAUUACGGAGACAUCGUAUGACAGGAUCUACUGCCCCCUGUCUGUAGAAAGUGCCAUUGAGUCCAGGGAUGCCAUCUCCAAGGCCCUGUACUCGGUGCUGUUUGACUGGCUUCUGGCCCGAAUCAAUGAAUGGCUUAUCCCCUCAGAGAUGGACAGCACUGUGGGCAUUGUGGACAUCUAUGGGUUCGAGGACCUGGGGGUGAACAGCUUUGAACAGCUCUGUAUUAAUUAUGCUAACGAGCAGCUGCAGCAUUUCGUCAACAAGGCGGUGGUCUCACAGGAGCAGGAAGAGUAUAGCGCAGAGCAGAUUGAGUGGUAUCCAGUACCCCUGCUGGACUGUCAGUCCUGCCUGGACCUCAUCUGUGCUCGACCACAUGGUAUCCUUAGAAUCCUGGAUGACCAGACCAGCCUACCUCAGGCCACAGACCACACUUUCCUGCAGAAGUGCCACUAUCACCAUGGAAACAGCCCCUUCUACACAAAGCCCAAGAUCCCCCUGCCCGUCUUCACUUUACACCACUACGCCGGCGCUGUGACCUACCAGGUUCACAAUUUUCUGAAUAAGAACCAUGACCAGUUUCGUCCUGAAGUCCUGGAGCUCUUCGCACGGAGCCGGUUGAAGAUGGUCUCCACGCUGUUUAUGAAGGUACAGGAAGGCUAUGCGCAGCAGAAAGAGCUGGGGGUCAGGGGCAAAGGUCACCGCCAGCACCCCCCCACUGUGGCGUCUCGGUUUCAGCAGUCACUAUCCGAGCUGACCGCUCGUCUGGAGAGGUGUAAAACAACCUUCAUCCGCUGCCUCAAACCAAACUCCAAAAAGCUACCUGGAAUAUUUGAUGUCGAUUAUGUGACCUUGCAGCUGAGGCACGCUGGGAUUUUGGAGACCAUCCACAUCAGGAAAGAGGGCUAUCCUCUUAGACUCUCCUACUCUUAUUUCAUAGACAGGUAUGGUCCUUUGUUGCCAGAGCGUCCUGCACACUUGUCUGAGAGAGAACAGUGUGCCGCCCUGCUGGAGAGACUGCCAGGUGCAGAACCAGGACACUAUCAGUUCGGGCUCACCAAGGUGUUCCUGAAGGAGGCCGUGCACCAGAAGCUGGAGGAGCGCUGGAGCCACACCCAGACCUGGGCAGCCAUCACCAUCCAGAGGAACAUCCGCGGCUUCAUCUGCCGCCGCAACUUCCGUUUCUUCAAGCAGAAAGCCAUCACCAUCCAGGCCCACAUCCGCGGACACCAGGCCAGGAGGUACUAUAAGAGGCUGAAACAGUCCUUCAACCAGUUCUGGGCUACCAUGAUGAUCACGAGAAACACCAUCAAAAGGAAAUGCUGGAAGGAACACACAGAGAAGAAUCAAGAGAGGUCCCGAAGCAGAGCCAAGCCUGCCACUGCAGGGAUGGAUGUUAGUGUACUAGAGAUUCCGGCUGAACUCUCUGCCCAGCUGCGGACUGCUGAGAGGCGGCAACGUGGCUUGGAGGGCAGGGUGACUGAAGUAGCGCCCCCACAGGUCAAAGCCGAGCACAGCCUGUCCUUGCCCCAUGACAUCAACAGCCACCCCUUUUCCAAAUACGCCAGUUCCCAUCUCAAGGAUGGCUGGCUACAGUCCCAGGACUACCCUCUUCAGAGUCCCCUAACCCCUCUGGAUCCAGAAGAUGCCCGCAGUGCACUGGAAAUCUACAAACUGAUCCUGCGGUUUGUGGGGGCUGCAGACCUGCGGGACUGGUGGAUGAUGAUCUUGGGGAACUACAUCGUUAAGCGGGGUCUGGAUCGCCCCCCGCUGCGGGACGAGAUCCUCUGCCAGCUGGUACACCAGAGCUGGAGCCAGGCGGACGAUGAGAGGAGGCUGCGGGCUUGGCUGCUCCUGGCCACCUCCCUGGGUACCUUCAUGCCCUCACCAGGCCUGGACAAACCCCUGCUCAAGUACGUGUCGGACCAGGCCCCGGGGGAGUACCGCUCAGUCUGCCAGCACAAGGUCCUGACCGGCCUGCAGCACCCGGCCCCUGCCUGCAGAGAGCAGCCGCCCACGCAGCUGGAGUGGACAGCUAAUCACAGGAAAGGAAAGAUGGUGCUUGAUGUUCACACUUACAACGAAGAGUCGCUGACAGCAGAAGUGGAGUCCUGGACCACAGGAGAGCAGCUGUGCUCCUGGGUCCUCCACUUCAGGGGGUUGCCAGAGCCCCCUAGGGGCUGGUCACUGUCUCUCUUCACCGGAGAGGACUGGAAGGACAUGGCGGGCUGUGACUUUGUAAUGGACCUGAUCGGGGAGGUGGAGGCCAAGAGCUCACAGAUACAGGGCCCUGUCCCCGACUACCUCUUUACCUCUGAAGGAGACAUGGACAUGACCUCAGACCUGAAUGACUUCAUCCCUCCUGCACCAACCAUGCAAGCGCCCUCACUGCCCCCAGAUCUGUACCCCUCAGAGCAGGGCACCUGGGAUGCCCAGACCUCCUCCUCUGGUUAUGAUGGCUAUGCCCCCCAGAGACGCCCCCCAGGACAUAUGGACUCCUAUCUGGAUAACCUGUUUGAUCCUGUGCUUGGCCAAGGGCCUCCGGACAUGGAGAGAGCAAGCAUGUUGAACCACAGAAUGAAAGGAGGAGGAGGGAUAGGCCCUACACAGCCUGGGAUGUUUCCUACCACAGGUGUUCCAAUGACUAUGCCUGGCUACCCUAUGGGUAUGCCAGUGACUCCACAAAUGCCCGCUUACCCCUCCAUUCCACCAAUGGGUGGCAUGAUGCCAGUCAUGCCCUCUAUGCCAGUGAUGCAACCAUCUAUGAUGAUGCCUGCGGCUGCCCCUCCAGCUGUGCCAGCCUUGGACCCCAGUCAAGUGGCAGCACAACAGCAGGCCUUCAUCAACCAGCAGGCUCUACUCCUGGCUCAGCAGAUGACCCUCCAGGCAAUGACCUUGUCUCAGCAGCAGCAGCAGGAGCAGCAACGGCGACAGCUGCAACAGCAGCAGCGACAACAGGAAGAUCAUCAGCAGCAGAGACAACCGCAGCAGCAACCCCCGCCACCCCCCACUGCCCCCAAAACAAAGACCAGUAGGAGCAGGACCCCUUCCCCUAAGCCCCCAUCUGUCCAGCGGAGAAGCCCAGAGCCUGAGGUGGUACCAGAACUUGAUCUGUCCAGCCCCGAACAGCUGGACUCCUUUCAGGAGAAGAGAGAGUUUUUCCAGAGGAUUGGUGCCCAGGAAGUUCGUGUGGCAAAGAUCAACCCUUCUUUCAAAGCCAGAAGGUCCCAGACACCUCCUGCCAUCCAAGUGGAGCAGAAAGACCCUCCUGAAACACCUCCAGAGCCUCCUAAUCUCCAGGAGACACUAAAACCAGAAGAAAAAGCAGCUGAAAGACCAGAAAAGAAAGAGGCUAAGAAGGAAAGCACAAAAAUAUCUGCAAAGAAGAAUCCACCAGCCAUCGCCCCUAAACCUGAGCCUAGCCGUGAGAUUCGUGAGAUUAUCAAACAGUACCAGAACCGUCCUAUUCCAGAGCCAAAACCAUUUGAGCCUGUCAGAGUGCCUGCCAAGUGCUUUGUAAAGAAGAAAGACCCCAAGGAGGAGGCAUUGGCCAUUCUGAGGAUGCAGGGACCUGCUGUCCCACCACAGCAUGCUAAAAUCGCUUUUAAUCUCAGUAAGGAAGAUGUGAGAGGAUCUUCAUACAGAUAG